Messenger RNA from Labrus mixtus (cuckoo wrasse), 5093 nucleotides. RefSeq names its product protein tyrosine phosphatase receptor type C (gene ptprc). The coding region runs from base 846 to 4748 and encodes 1300 amino acids. The transcript is spliced from 29 exons. Lineage: Eukaryota; Metazoa; Chordata; Actinopteri; Labriformes; Labridae. Gene Ontology annotation, biological process: positive regulation of peptidyl-tyrosine phosphorylation; negative regulation of protein kinase activity; protein dephosphorylation. Gene Ontology annotation, molecular function: protein binding; protein tyrosine phosphatase activity. The record is from RefSeq and is a predicted model, not a curated record.
ACAGAAGGAAACAACAUGCAGAAACAUGACAGAUAGCUGCAUGAUAAGCAGACAAGACUGGUGUGAACCUGUUACCACUUUCAACAUGUUUAGGUUUGCCUUUAAUCUUUUGAAAUGGAUGCUGGGACUGCAUUUAUUCUUACCUACACAGAGUCCUUGGCUUUUUCGCCCAGCUUAAGCAAACUUACCUUCACUGCAGGCUUUAUACCUAAAUUCUGUUCUCUGAUAUGAGGGUACAUAGUGUUCAGACAUAUUCAUUUGUGUUAAUGUGUUAAACGUCAAUUUAGUUUUUAUUCCAAUGUGACCUCGGCCCUUUGCUGCAUGCCAUCCUCCACUCACUCCUCCCAAUAUUUCCCGUUUCAAUUUAGUUGUCCUAUCCGAUAAAGCCAAAAAGGCCCCAAAAAAAUGUACAAAGGGUUGAUGAUUUUUAUUACUAUUGUAUUGAAGUUGGCAUUGGUUAUAAAUGGACUUCAGUUCAUCGACAGGAGCUGAGAGAGUUGUUUAAAUGACACUUCCUAGUUAGGCUAGUUUUAAUUAUAUUUUUAUUUCUAGUCAGUUAAAGGUUUUAAUAAAACAGAAUAUAAUUUAAUUUUUGAGAAGAUAAGCUAGGUAGCUAUUGAUACAACAUUAUGCGAACAACUGAUACAAUCUUUAACUUCGUAAUGUUCAAGCUGAAUCAGGUUUCACAACCAGGAACUAUUUGAACUCAGUUACAUGUAAUGCUCAAUUCAUUUUAUUGUAUUUUAGCCCCGUGCUGCUAAAGCCAACACUGUGAGUGGGACAUUGGCCAAGAACCUAUUAGUGUUGUAGGAGCUGUGAUAGUGAUUGUAUGUGUGGCUUGACUAAUGUUUUCUUGUAAUGCAGAUGUUUCAUCCCCCAUACUUCCAAACACCACAAACACUGCUGCCCCUUUGGUCACCAGCUUGUCAGGCAACUCCUCGCCUCCACACACCGUGACAGUAGCUCCUGUCAUGUCUUCAGACACCUCAAUCACUGCCACCCAAACCUCCACUCACUCUUCACUUAUUACAGCCACCAUGUCUGCCACUACCUCUCCUGCAAGCACCUUACCCCCACCCACAACCAAUUCAACCAGCGAGAAAACAAACCCUCAAACAACCACAUCUCAAAACCAGAUCUCAAAUGCAAACACCACCUCCAGCACAGUGGCUCCGCCCACCGCAGCCACCACAAAAACACCUCCACUAUGUUCUUACGCUGUCUCAACCAUCAAGUUUGGCUUCAAGAUAACCAUAACAAGCUCUACCAAUGGUAUCUACGCCAUAAAGAUCAACGAAGAGGCCAAGCCUGAGACCAGAGUGUUCCACUCCAACCAAACCUCAUCACAUGAGAUCAAACAGCUGAAGCCCUGUACUCAAUACGAACAUGCUGUGGAAUUUAACAACAGUGCUGGCAACAUGACGCUCUGUAGCUACACUGGAAAUGAACCUUCUGAACUCACAACUCAACAAAUGGAACUGAAAGACAUUGAAGACGGUAGCUGCAUCCCAGGAUAUGUUUGUUACAGGAGUGAUUGGAACAUUGGCUCUUCAAUGUCAGCAUCUAAUAAUGUUGCAGUAGAGCGAUGCCUCACUGACUCUACACAGUUUUGUAUCAAACCUGCUAUCAAUGACAUUUGCACAAACUUGACCACAACCUUCACUUCAGGAAAGUGUAUGAACUCAACCUUCAAAAUCAUCAAAAGCAUCCCUGUUGAGUAUUUGAAUGCAAAUGAAUUACAACAGGAAAUACCAACUGAACUUCCUGUAGAUACAAUACAAACAAGAUUACCUCAAAACUGCAGUAAUCUCGACAUUGUAUACACGUGUCUGGAUAUGGAUGAAAACAGUGAGCCCAAGCCAUUGACUGAGCUGGAGCCCUUCACAAACUACAACUGUACGGGUCAGAUCAAGGAAAACAAUGUUUCCUUAAAGAACACAACUGCUAUCAAGUUCAACAUAGACUGUGAUCUUACAACUACAAUCACAAAGACGUCUGUGACCAACACUUCUGUUACGUUGAGUUGGACUACAACCAGUCAGAAAUGUAAAGAUGUCUUAACCAAGUCUCCAAAGUUGACUUUUCUCUGCAGUUGUGUCCCUCAUCAUUCCACACAUAAACGCAUUACAGGCGAACCUUCAAGCAGAGGAACAUGUUUAAUUAAAAAACUGGAACCGUACACCAUCUAUACAUGUGAUGUUGAACCCCACUACAAGAACAAAGAUUUGGACAAAAGAACUUCAAUAAAAGAUGUUGAGACUGACGUUGGCAUACCAGCUAAUAUCUCUGAUCCGGAGGUGUUUCCACUAGGGCAUAAUGAGAUAAAAGUAACCUGCACUCAUUCAAAAAAAUUUCAUGGACCUGGAGGGUAUUACUUUGCACGUCUUCGUUAUAACGGUGACAUUAGGAAGCUACGAAGUGAAACAUGUCAUUUUAUAUUCAAAGAUCUGAGCUACUCUACAGCAUACAUCCUGGAGGUGUUUGCUGGCAAUGAACGAUUUGAGGGAAAUCUGAAGCACAGAACAGUUAACACUGAAUAUAAUGACAAAGCCGUCAUUGGGUUCCUCAUCUUCCUCAUCAUCCUCACGUCUGUGGCCCUGCUUUUGGUUGUCUAUAAGAUUUUUAUUCUCAAGCGCAGACAGUCCCACGAUAUGAGUGAAAACAUCAAGCUCAUUACAACAAAUGAUGAGGAGAACCUGCUGCCUGUCGAGCCCAUUACAGCUGAGUUCCUGCUGGAGGCCUACAAGAGGAAGCUGGCUGAUGAAGGGAGACUUUUCCUGGCAGAGUUUCAGAGCAUCCCCAGAAUCUUCUCGAGGUACUCUGUGAAAGAGGCCAAGAAGCCAUGCAACGCCCCGAAGAACCGCUACGUGGAUAUCCUGCCAUACGACCACAACCGUGUGCAGCUGGCCACUGGAAACGGAGAGGCAGGAUGUGACUAUAUCAAUGCCAGCUUCAUUGAUGGGUACAAGGAAUCCAGGAAAUACAUUGCAGCUCAAGGGCCAAAGGAAGAGACUGUGUGCGACUUCUGGAGGAUGGUGUGGGAGCAGCAGUCCUCUAUCAUUGUCAUGGUAACACGUUGUGAAGAGGGAAACAGGGUAAAGUGCGCGCAGUACUGGCCGUCUGUGGUGCAAGAGGCCGAGAUCUUUGAGGAGUUCAUCGUGAAGCUGAACUCAGAGGACAACUGUCCCGAUUACACCAUCCGUCGUCUCAGCCUCAUUAAUAAGAGGGAGAAGAACUCAGAGAGGGAGGUGACCCACAUCCAGUUCAUCAGUUGGCCCGACCAUGGCGUCCCAGGGGAGCCACAUCUUCUCCUGAAACUGAGGCGGCGUGUCAAUACGUUCAAAAACUUCUUCAGCGGCCCCAUCGUCAUCCACUGCAGCGCAGGAGUCGGCAGGACAGGCACAUACAUUGGCAUCGACGCCAUGAUGGAGGGUCUGGAGGCGGAGGGCAGAGUGGACAUCUAUGGUUACGUAGUCAGACUCCGCAGACAGAGAUGUCUGAUGGUUCAAGUGGAGGCCCAGUACAUCCUGAUUCACCAGGCGCUGCUGGAACACAACCAGUUCGGAGAGACAGAGAUCACUCUGCCUGAGCUGCACAGCUCACUGUCCACGCUCAACCACAAAAACUCUGAUAACGAACCAUCCUUAUUAGAAGAGGAGUUUGAGAGACUCCCUACCUUUAAAAACUGGAGGACAUUUAAGUCUGGGAUCUCAGAAGAAAACAAGAAGAAGAAUCGUACUUCUUCUGUCAUCCCAUAUGACUACAACCGAGUGUUGCUGAAGCUUGAUGAAGGACACAGUCGUGACAGUGAACAUGAUGAGGAUGAAGAGGAAGAAUCAUCAGAUGAGGAAGACGAGGACUCCACAAAAUAUAUCAAUGCCUCACACAUAGAUGGUUACUGGGGCCCACGCAUCUUCAUCGCUGCACAGACUCCGCUGCCAGACACCAUGGCUGACUUCUGGUCCAUGGUUUAUCAGAAGAAAGCCUCAACUAUCGUCAUGCUCUCAGACUGCAGUGAGGGAGAGAAGUCUGACUGUGUCUACUGGGACAAAGACAAGAAAACAUUCGGGGACUUUGAAGUGGAGGUAGCAAGCACAGACAUCACCCCGACCUUCACCACCCGAAACAUGCUGCUGCGCCAUGUCAAGAGGAAAGAGAGUCGGCCGGUGAAACAUUUCCAGUUCCUGAAAUGGGAGAGCGAAGAGCUGCCAGAAAAACCUCAGUAUCUGACCGACAUGAUCAAAGACAUCAAGCAUAGCUGUGGCAGCGACAAAUCACAGCAGAACAAUUCCACCGUGGUCCACUGCAACGAUGGCUCGUCCCGCACUGGGGUUUUCUGUGCUCUCUGGACCUUGCUGGACAGCGCUGAGACUGAGAAGCUGGUGGAUGUUUUUCAGGUGGCCAAAACUCUGCGCAAGGAGCGACAGGGCAUGCUCUCCAGUCUGGAGCAGUACCAGUUCUUGUACAACGCACUGGAGGGGGUCUUUCCUGUUCAGAACGGGGACGUGAAAGCAGCACAGGCCUCCGCGGCCGACUCCGUCCUGAUCGUUAAUGAAACCAAAUCAGCAGCAGAGCCCGAUGAGCCAGCCAGCACUGCCAGCAAAGGCCAGCAGGGGGCAGGAGAGAGCACUCCUGAUGUGGGUGAUGGAGUAAAGGAAGAGAAAAAAGAGGAGGCUGAAAAGGUUCCCACCGAGACAACACCCCUGGAGGACAGCAGCAACGGUCCUACGGUCACUGCUGAGGUCUGAGGAGGGGUUGCGUACAAAUUUCUGCCUACUACUUUGGAAAAUAAGCGCUUUAGCUUAAUGCUUUCUCAUAUUAUACUUAAUGAAUGUAAAAAACAAUGUAAAGAUGAAGCUCAGAAUGGCUUGAGAUUUGUGAAAGAAUUUGAUCAAAUGUUUAAUGUCAAUUUUUAAAAGUACAAUUUAAACUAAGUUAUAAAUAUCUUAGAAGAGAACGUUUCACAUUGAAGAGAGUGCAAGCAAAUUUUACAAUAAUGCUGUUGUCAAACUAGAGUCCUUUACUGUAUCGUGAGGCACGGGAAAUUCUAAAUAUAAAGUGGGUGCAAUUUUAUAUAUCCCACUUUAAGUGCA